UUCCCGCUAAGAUGUCAGUCCAACCUUGAACGUGAAAGCGCACGCCAUUCUGCGCGCGAAAAAAAAACACGCGGCAAUUUUGACUUUGACGUUUGACAUGGCGCACCAAAAAGUUUUUAUAUUCCUUUUAAUUUUCGGUACGGUUCACAGUGCUAGUAUAAUAGAAACGUCAUAUGAAUAUGUUAUGAAUUUAGGUAAAAAUUUAGCGCCUAGUUUCAUGUCGAUUUUGGACUGUUUUGGUGAACAAGAUGCGUGGGUCUGUGCUAAAGAAAAGGCGGGAAUCAUUUUUGACGGCUGGGACAAGGAAGUUGAUAAGCAAAGGCGAAUGUGGCGAGAGGAGGCAGAUGCCGAAGUGAGAUCGUCAGGGCGAUCGUUGGAAGAAAUGCCCUCGGUUCUUGGGAAAGAGAUAGAAGAGGGUCUUGGGUCUCUUUCUGACUUGGUACAGAAUGGUGUGGCGAGAGCCCUCACCACGAAGAAACCAGAAGGAUCCAAGAAGACACCUCCAAAACUCCAAAUGGCAGAGAAAUCACCAGAAAUACUGCUAAGUAAAGACAGUAUAGAGCAGAGUGUAGUGAAUGGGGAGGGUAAAGGAGUUAGAGAGGAGGGUAGAGGAGUUCUAGGGGAGGUGUGGAAAAUGGGGGAGUCUGCGAUCGAUGCGGUCGCUGAUCAUCUUCUGGAAAAGGAGAAUGAGGAAAAUGGGAUAGCUGAUAGGAGCACUGUAGCAGAGCAAAGAGGCAAGAAGAAAAAGAAGAAGAAGGCUAUACUUAAGUUGUUGCUGCUGGGAGCAGUUCUGAAGGCAAAGAUCGGGACUUUACUGCAAAUUCUAUCGUUUAAGUUACAAGUUAAAUUCUUCAUAAUAGCGCUUAUCGGACUUGCUAUCAACUUAGCCCGGUUUUGGGUAGAAUUAAAACACAAGCACCAACAACCGCAGAAGGUAAUUUACUACGAACACGCGCAGCACCAACAUCAUUAUGAGCAUGAGGAGGAGCCUGGCUGGGGACCGUGGUCGAGGAGCAUUAUACCUGAGGAGAAAGAUGAAAUUGACUCUGACGUAUCCCCCUACAGAGCACAGGAAAGGACUCAAAUGUUUCCCACUAAGCCAUUGUUAACUUUAUCAUAAAUAAAUUAUCAAUUAUUCAAUUAUUAAAAUGACAUUUGUAUGUUGACAGCUGACAGCUACUAAUGUAGUUUAUAUUAUCUGUGGAUGACAGACUUACAAAAUUUCUUUUUUAGCACGCUUAAUUGUAACUGUCCGAUUACAUAAAAGUUAAUUUAAUAAAACAUGCUUUAAGAAUUACUCUUUCAAAGGAAAUUUAAAAGACCAGUAAAUUUUACAACAAACACUUUUUUAGCAAGCUUGUUACUAAAUACAGAGUAAUUUUUAAAUUUAUUAAGCGUAACAUUCAACGCAUUGGUUUAUUUUUAUUUAUUUUGUAAAUAGAUUGUUUGUACAUAAGUAUUUUUUUAUUUUAUAUUUUUUAUAUAUUUAUAUCUAACUCUACACAAAUUAUCAUUAAGUAACCUAUUACAUUUAAGUUAUUUAUAUACCAGU
Messenger RNA from Zerene cesonia (dogface butterfly), 1552 nucleotides. RefSeq lists its product as uncharacterized. NCBI's taxonomy places the organism in Eukaryota, Metazoa, Arthropoda, Insecta, Lepidoptera, Pieridae. The coding region runs from base 98 to 1120 and encodes 340 amino acids. The transcript has 7 exons. The record is from RefSeq and is a predicted model, not a curated record.